Molecule: messenger RNA, 753 nt
Organism: Corylus avellana
Lineage: Eukaryota; Viridiplantae; Streptophyta; Magnoliopsida; Fagales; Betulaceae
Product: lachrymatory-factor synthase
Source: RefSeq, a predicted model, not a curated record
CUCUAUUUAAAGGGUCACUUUUAUUACAAUAUAUAUGGUGUGAUUUCGAAUUAGGUAUAUACAAGUGGUUCCCAACUCUCUUUAAGGAGGAAAAAGAGAUAAAAGAGGAAUUUCGUCGCCGGUCCGAUCCAAAUGGCUAAUGAUGAGCAGCAAAUAAGUAAAUGGAAAGGCAAGGCUAGUGAAGAGCUAGCAGGUCCCAAAGCAGAGCAAGUGUGGCCUCUUUUGGAAGACUUCUUCGGCCUCAACAAAUGGUUCCCAACUCUCACAACUUGCCUUGCUGUUGAAGGCAUCAAUGGACAACCUGGGUGCGUCCGCUACUGUGCUGGCUUCAAAACCCCAGUUAAUAAUGGCGAACAAAUUAUGAACUGGACGAAGCAGAAGCUGCUGUCCAUUGACCCAACAGAGCUCACUUUUAGCUAUUCCAUUGUUGAUGGAAAUGUUGGGUUCAACUCCUACGUAUCGACCGUAAAAGUGGUUCCCAAUGAACAAGGGUGUAGUAUUCAUUGGUGGUAUGAAGUUGAACCGGUGGAAGGGUGGAUGCCGGAGGAUUUGAGCGUUUUUAUCGGAUCGGGUUUGCAGGUCAUGGCAAAGAGAAUGGAAGAAGCUCUUCUUCAUCUCCAUGCAAGCACAAAUCAGAAACCAUAAUUAAUUUGUAGUACUACUCGUGCUUUCGUAGUUGUUAUUGUUGCUUUUGGUUUUGCUGUUUUCAUUUUCUGCGCUAUCAUUAUUAACAUGCCCCUUGCUUGAUUUGGA